Messenger RNA from Aspergillus saccharolyticus JOP 1030-1, 1275 nucleotides. RefSeq names its product GPI anchored serine-threonine rich family protein. Lineage: Eukaryota; Fungi; Ascomycota; Eurotiomycetes; Eurotiales; Aspergillaceae. The transcript has a single exon. The record is from RefSeq and is a predicted model, not a curated record. Bases 318 to 1166 code for a protein of 282 amino acids.
CACUAGUGAACCAGUAUCCUUGGGUUCACGAGGCUGACCGUUAAUCUCCGGGGGUGAGGAGAUCCAACAAACUUGACCUUAUAAUCCCGCUUCCACCCCUUGCUUGCAAUUCACCCACAACCCUUCCAAUUCCAGUCGUUCUUUUAGCACUCCAGUCACUCGUUCAAAAUCGGUUGUGUUUUUUUUUUCUCUUGGACUACGGCCCUUGUUGUCCUGAGCAUUCUUUGCAUAUACCCCCUUUCAAUAAACAAACCCCCUGACCCCGUUCAGCACACCACACCACACAACACCACACAGCAACCCCGAGCCCCAUCACCAUGCGUCUAUCCACCCCCGCACUGCUCGUGUCGCUGACCUCGCUCGCCUCGGCGAUCAGUAUCACCCAGCCGGGGCUCAACGCGACCUACGCCGCCGGUUCCACCGUGACCGUGGACUGGACCAGCGUCGACACCGACCCCAGCUCCUUCAGCCUGUACUUGUGGAACUUCGUCUCGUGGCCGCCAACCUAUGUCCCUCUGGCCCUGGACAUCCCCACCGCCGACCUCACCCACCGCGUGCAGAUUCCCUGCGACACCGACGCGGAAUGGGGAUACCAGAUCAGUGGCAUCAACGGCACCAACGUGUACAUUAUCUACGCGCAGAGCGAGAAAUUCACCGUCACACCGCCUGUCCAGAACUGCUCUGAUGCAGCUUCCUCGUCUGCGACCGUUCUGCCUCCUCCCUCGCGCACCCCUGCGGCUCCCACCUGCGCGGCGCCAGCCACGCAAACCGUAUAUGUCACGGUGAGCCCCACCGGUUCCAGCUCUGUCUCCCACCACCAGCACCACCACCACAGUCACCACUUCCACCAUCAUGAUCCUUCUUCUGCCUCGCAUGUACUCCCCGCUGCUACCCCUGCUAUCCCUGCCGUUGUUGUUCCCGUCGUCACUUCCAAAACCGUGAAACCUGGAAUCGUGCCUAAGACUAUUGGUUGGUGUUCAGACUAUUCCCACCCUGUGACCUUGAAGAUUGUGCCCACGCCGACCGCGGCGAUCGUGGAGGUUUCGUCGGGAGUGACGACGGUGGCGGUGACUGCUGCUCCGAGCGCUGGUGGGGAGGAUGCUGUGGUUGUCACAUCGGUGACGACGACUGUGAGUGUUGCUGGUGAGGGGUGUGCGUUUGCUUAGGGGGGUGGAGGAGCAAUGGGAACUGAACCAUUGGCACUGAACUCGAUGGUGAACCUCCGUCAUACCAUCCAAGCCACCCCUCCCGACGAUGUAUAAACAGAUGUAUUGU